Molecule: messenger RNA, 602 nt
Organism: Nematocida parisii ERTm1
Lineage: Eukaryota; Fungi; Microsporidia
Exons: 1
Coding region: 1-585 (194 amino acids)
Source: RefSeq, a predicted model, not a curated record
AUGAGUGCACAGUCUGUGCUGUGGCAUAUCCUCGGGUUAUUCCGUAAAGGAAGAAAUACAAAGAUAAGUGAAAUAACAGAAGCACUGCAGAUAUCCAGGAAAGAGUGUAUAGAUACGCUAUACUUAGUAGCAGAACAACUAGAUACAAUGGGGUAUGUGCUUAUACCAGGAAGUACUACAAGAACAAAUUUUGAAGGGAAAGUACUAGCACCAGAGGAUACAACAGUGCAGUACACACAAAAAGCAGAGUCUCUGAAAAAAUGUGAUUUUGUGUACAUAGCAAAGAAAAAAGAGUGUACAGACGAUGAAAAUCAGUAUAUAACCAAGUACGUAUCUGAUAUUGUGUAUGUAUACACUGUAAUAUACUUAAACGGGAGUGAAUUACAGUAUGAAAGAGUGCUGAGUGCACUUCAGCAGAUGGGAGGAAGUGAAGAGGUAAUGAGAGAAAUGAUCAGUAAGAAGUAUUUCUAUAAGAAAAAGAAGAAUGAAGAAUAUUUCGUACGGCCUGGGUGGAAGUUCUUCAUGGAAUUUCCCGACUUUUCUCCUGAGGAGUAUUUAGCUGCUAUGAAGUCUUCUUGUGUAUAGAAAUAAAUGCAUAAAUC